Messenger RNA from Iphiclides podalirius (scarce swallowtail), 375 nucleotides. Lineage: Eukaryota; Metazoa; Arthropoda; Insecta; Lepidoptera; Papilionidae. The record is from the annotation of a GenBank genome assembly.
AUGAGAGAAGAGGUGAGGGCGCUGGCACUGGGCACAUUGGGCACACUGGGCAAACUGGGCAGUGGCGUGUGCCGGCCACCGGCCACCGGCGCCCGUGGGCCGCAGCAAGUAGCGCGGUGCGAAUUCGGCGAGCGGCGAGCGGCGAGCGGCUCGAUACGGAGGCUGCGUAGUGAGCGAGGCGGCGGGCGGCGAGGCGCUCCGCCAGUGGCGAAAGCGCCGCGCGCCGCUCCGGACGAGACGACGCGGCGCGAGGGUGCCUGCCGCGCGCGGCGCACGUGCCCAUGGGCACCACACCGCCCCCCGCGGGGCCCGCGCCCCCCAAGCACAACAAGGGCCGACGCAAAAUCUCAUUGCCUUGGUUCCGUCAGAGCUCAG